Porites lobata is the source of this 3396-nucleotide messenger RNA. The record is from the annotation of a GenBank genome assembly. Lineage: Eukaryota; Metazoa; Cnidaria; Anthozoa; Scleractinia; Poritidae.
ACAGCCCUCACUGUUCGUUUCUUAACCAGGCGAUUCAUCGGAGAGUAUGACCAAACACUGGGUGAGUAAUGUUUUUUACCACAUUUUUUUCUUUUUUUUUUUUUUUUGCGGAACACACCCCCACUCAUUUUAAAACUCACUGAAUUACACAUAAGUGAUUACACCAAAAUAACUUAAAUGAAAUGAAAUCAAGUACUGAAUUAAGUUUAAGGUUUUUACUAAGGACUAAAGUAAAGUAAUUACCAAUCGGGUGUCAAUGAAGGAACAAGCAAGAAGUUAAAAACGUUGGCCCGACUUUUUAAGGUGGUAUUGUGUAUCCACAAAAGCCAUUUAUGACCAAAACAGACAUUUUUUAAUAGCAUCUCCGCGUUAGAAAGGUUUAGAAAAGCCAUUUUAACUGACUGAAUGAAAUGCUGGCCUCUGUAUCUAUUUAUUUAUUUAUUUAUUUUUAAAAUUAUCAGUUACCUUUGAUGAAAAAUUGUUCUUUUGACUUUCAAAGUCAUGGUUACCAAAUUUUGAAGGCAACACUUGUUUCUAAUUAAUUAUACCAUGUAUACCGGAUCGAGGUUUGUGGUAAAAGUGAUUUUGUACCGUGAAUGCAUGUAUGACGCAAAUUGGACAUGUUGAUCAUUCCAACGUAACCAGCAAUAGACUUCAUAUGUUCCGGUUUUUAAACUAAACAAAAUCUUUUUAUUGUUAUCGGCAAACCCGAAAAAGGCAGAACGACUAUAAACAUUGUCCUAAAAUCGGCUCACAGCUGGAGUGGUAUGCGCUUCCACGGAAAGGAUAAAUAUUUUUGGCCUCCCACAGAGAACUCAAGAUCAUAAAGUUGAGAACGGAUCGCGCGUAAAAACAGACUCAUGUGAAACACAUAUGCUGCAUAAAGGAAACUGCAUGAGUUACUGACUACUUGAGCAGUUAACUUACGGACUUAAUCAAACAAAGCCGCUGAGCUUACAAGCGCAACAUUUGAGAAUUUACGAGAAAAGAACCGACAGAAAUAAAUCUUGCGUUUAACCUCAUUCAUACCCUGCUCAAAAUGAGGAUGGGAACGAAGUGCCCGCGGGAGCGAUCCUCAUAAAUGCAGACCACUUGGUAUUGAGUUUGAGAAUUUUGACCCAUUUAGGCACUUUUGCGGCUUUUAUCCCAUGAUGGUCAUGUAUUUAGUACAAUCCACGGCGCGUUUAAUUGAAAACAUGACGCAGUUCUUACGUCAUGUGACGUCAUCACUUCUUUUGGACUGCCGUAAGGGGUGCAGAUCCGCUCGACCGUCAAGCUCAGAAGCUGUCUGAAAGGGUGAAGAAUUUUGGGCGCUAAGCAACUUGUCCUAGAAGAAGUGUACAAUCAGGGGAUUAUUAUCUCUUGCUACAAUCUAACGGCUUUUAAUUCUUGUGAAGGAGAGCGACUUCCUGGGUAAACUAUAAACUGCAAUGAGCUCUACACCAUGGCCCGAUCCACAUGCAUCUUAUCUAAGUGCGAUCUUUCUAUCUACCGUCAGCUCCUGCAACCAUUUAUUUGCCUCCAUCACAAAAAUUGAUGAUUUUUGCAAAUUAAGAGAUGAUAUACCUUUUUAAAAUAUAAAACAUCUCCAGGUUCCUUUUGAGAAUUCUUUUCCGAUGGGCUCCUGUCUGAUGUUAAUCUCCCGGCGACUGGACAAAGUCUCUCCCUAAGGAACUUGAUUUGAAAAUAUUAUGUCCUCUUUUUUCUUGUCUUUAUGACUGAUAACUUCUCUUUUGUUCUCAGAAACAACAACGAGACACCACGUUGACGUGGACGGCGAGUACCUUGCUUUAGACAUCUUGGACACCGCGGGAAAGGUAAAUAUCCCUGAUCCAUUCAUGAGCCCUGAUUACAGUCAAAUCUCGCCUUGCGGACAUACCGCUAUAACGAACACCCCGAUAAUACGGACAACAGCUAAAUCCCAAUGCAAAAAUGAAUUGCAGAUAUUUGACUGAAAUAAACUCCCGCUAAUGCGAACUCUAAAUCGCGUUCCUUCAAUGUCCGCUGUAAAGUGAGUUAACUGUAAAUGAUCCGCCUUUUGUCUGUAAUUGUAGGCGACAAAAGGAGCCCUCGAAAAAUUCUUGGUCAGCAGUACUUUAGGUUCAGCUUUGUGUCACUCAUUACUGUUUUCAUUGUAUCUUUGCCUGCGAAUACAGCCUUCUGUUCUCGCUCCCCACCAUUAUUUAAUUCGCAGGCUAACUGUGACUAAAAUCGCUAUGUGACUAAAAUGUGACUAAAAUCGCUGAUUAAAAACGAGUAUUGUUUACUGUGUUGUUCAAUUCAGUUUCCAUGCUCAUGAUCCGCCGCGAUUCCAUCUGCUGACACCGCAACUAAAAGGGCUUUCUCUGAUUCACGUACGCAAUUGUGAAAGCGGUUCUCAUAAAUCACAUCUCUAAGGUAAACCCACAUGUUCGCCCACACCUCCUAACCAUCGGUUACUGCUAGGAUAUCACAAAGAGGAUGAAGUGGCUUAACGGGAGUUAAGUUAACUUAGUUAAGUUAAAUACUUAAGUUAGUUAAGUUUUCGUGCUAAUGCACACGCUUACUGAAAUUUCAUCUUUCACUGGUUGCAUCUUCGACCCUCUCGCGACAUCGUUGUAAGAAUAGGUUCUGUAGUGUGAAGUGCUCGGCAGCUUUGGCGCAGAAACACUCGCUACUCAGGCUAAUGAAGUAAAUACGCCCCUUCCGAUUGAAUAAUAGUCUAUCUCGCUGUCACAGCCAGAAUUAUGUCGCUGAUAGACUUUUAAACUUUGGUGAAAUGGUAAAACGUGCCUCAAAGCCAUAAAUAAGAAAAGGCGAUAGUAGCCUUAAACGAUAUUUUAUAGUUAUAACAAGACCACAGAGUAAAGCGAUCCUGAGCACAUUGUACUCUAUUAUUAAAGCUGUCUAUGUAAAUUGUUUCUUUUUCAGAACACUAAUGAGAAGAUGGAAAAUAUCAUUGGAUAUGCAGAUAUUUUUCUCGUCCUAUACUCUAUAACGGAUCGUGCCAGCUUCCAGGAGGCAGGGAAGAUUGUAAAAUACAUCCGGCGACACCGAACACUCGAUUCAAGCAGCAUAAUUAUCGCAGGAACCAAGACGGACUUGGAACAUUUCAGGAAAGUACGCGAAACAGAUGGGUCACGCCUCACCUACUCGUUAAACUGUGGAUUCUUUGAGAUAUCAAUUUCGGAGGAUUACAGGGAGACUAUGAACAUGUUUAAUGACAUUUUAAGACAGUAUCUGAAUGCACAUCCAUCCCACGACUCAUCAGCGACGAUAUCUACGUGUCCUUCUCCUACCCCACCUAACGCGUUGUCUCCUUCCAAGGAAAUCAAGUCGCCUUCUUCUUGGGCGAAAGUAAAGGGGCUUAAAACAAUGCCAUUUAGAAGGAAAUCAGUCCAGACAGCAGCCUGCUAG